CACACCCCAGGGAGGAGCAGCAGCGCCUGCCCCAGCACGCAGUGGGUGCGGGGUGCUGGAAGCCGAUGGAGCCGCGGUGGCAUUACCAGUUCCGGGUGAUCGUGCUGGGGGAUUCGACGGUGGGCAAAUCGUCCCUGCUGCGGCGUUACACCGAGGGGGUUUUCCUGGAUGCUGUCAAUCAGACGGUGGGGGUGGAUUUCUACGUUCAGUUCGUGGAGUUGGAGCCGGGGCUGCAGGUCAAACUGCAGUUCUGGGACACGGCUGGGCAGGAGCGCUUCAGGUCUGUCACCCGUUCCUAUUACCGCAACUCUGCGGGUGCAAUGCUGCUCUUCGACCUCACCAACCGCGCGUCCUUCGAGAGCGUCCGGCGGUGGCACCGGGAGGUGACAGACACCAUCCAACCUUUCCACGUGGUUUUCCUGCUGGUGGGACACAAAAGCGACCUGGUGGGGGAACGUAAGGUGGGCAGGAGGGAGGCGGAGCGGCUGGCGGCCUCGUUGGGCGUGCAGUACGUCGAGACCUCAGCCAAGGACGGCAGCGAUGUGACGCGGGCGUUCCAGAUGCUGACCGUGGCCAUCUACCGGGCGCUGCAGAGCGGGCUGCUGGCACCGUGCGAGGCGUGGGACGGGGUGAAGAGCAGCGUGCCGCUGCCAGCAGCGUGCCCGAAGAAGGAGAAGCAGAAGAAAUGUGCGUGCUAAGGAGGGCAUUGAGGUGCUGGGCUCUGCCGGGUGCCGAGGAAGGAGGAGCAGCGAGUGAUGGCGUUAAACAGCCCCCUGCUCACCCCACCGCCUGCCCCGUUUCCUGAGGAAAGGGAGGUGCCAGGGCCCCGUUCUUCUGUUCUCUCCCCUUACAAAGCGGUUCCCAGACAGCGAGCGCAGCCCCUCCCUGUGCCCUCGGGUCCCAAACCCGUUUUACUAUGGAGCAGAGAAUGCUUUGGUGUCCUGCGCCCAGCAGCACCGAGCCACGCUUUGGGCAGAGCCCUGGGAACAGACGGCAGCUCUGUGCGCCAGGAGCUGCCUCUCCCUCCCGAGCACCAGUCAGACCGGCC
Molecule: messenger RNA, 1048 nt
Organism: Centrocercus urophasianus (Greater sage-grouse)
Lineage: Eukaryota; Metazoa; Chordata; Aves; Galliformes; Phasianidae
Product: ras-related protein Rab-39B-like
Exons: 2
Coding region: 66-698 (210 amino acids)
Cellular component (GO): Golgi membrane
Molecular function (GO): GTPase activity; GTP binding
Source: RefSeq, a predicted model, not a curated record